UCUCCGGAGCGGCGGAGCGGAGCGGAUACAGAGACGCGCAGUCCUCAUCAGCAAAAUGAGGAGGAAUUAACGCGCCGACUGUCUCCCGUGUGUUUCCCACCGCGAUGCACGCCGUGGAUGUUUAAAGCCUCCUCGCCUGCUGUAGACCAGCGCGGACAUCUGACUUUAUCCCAUCAAUGAGAUAUGUGGAGUGGCUCUACCGCUCGGUGGUAACGCAGAAAAACACAAGAUGAAGAAGCAGUUCAACCGAAUGAGACAGCUCGCCAACCAAACAGUGGGCAGGGCUGAAAAAACAGAAGUGCUGAGUGAAGAUCUGCUGCAGGUGGAGAAACGUCUGGAGCUGGUGAAGCAGGUUUCCCACAGCACACACAAGAAGCUGACCGCCUGUCUGCAGGGCCAGCAGGGCGUGGACGUGGACAAGAAGUCUGUCAGGUCGCCCUCGAAAAAGCUUCCGCUCGCAACGCUAGCACAAUGUAUGGUGGAGGGGGCAGCUGUGCUCGGGGACGAGUCUCUGCUAGGAAAGAUGCUGAAGCUCUGCGGCGACACGCAGGAAAAGCUCGCUCAGGAGCUCAUCUUGUUCGAGCUCACCAUCGAGAGGGACGUGACCGAACCCUUGUACGAGCUCGCAGAGGUGGAAAUCCCAAAUAUCCAGAAACAAAGGAAACAUUUAGCGAAGCUGGUCCUGGACAUGGAUUCUGCACGCACACGGUACUCUCAGUCUACCAAAUCUUCGGGACUGUCCAGCAACCUGCAGCCAACAGGAGCCAAGGCCGACCACCUCAGGGAAGAGAUGGAGGAGGCAGCCAACCGCAUGGAGAUCUGUCGAGAUCAGUUAUCAGCAGACAUGUACAGUUUUGUGGCCAAAGAAAUUGACUAUGCAAGCUACUUCCAGACACUGAUAGAAGUCCAGGCAGAGUACCACAGGAAGUCAUUAGAGCUGCUUCAGAGUGUUCUGCCUCAGAUCAAAGCUCAUCAGGAGACCUGGGUGGAGAAACCGUGUUACGGGAAGCCAUUAGAGGAGCACUUAGCGCUCAGCGGGAGAGAUAUUGCCUUUCCCAUCGAGGCCUGUGUGACCAUGCUGCUGGAGUGUGGCAUGCAGGAGGAGGGUUUGUUCAGAAUCGCUCCCUCGGCCUCCAAACUCAAAAAGCUGAAGGCGUCUCUGGACUGCGGGGUUUUAGACGUUCAAGAAUACUCCGCAGACCCACACGCCAUCGCAGGUGCUUUGAAGUCCUACCUGCGCGAGCUCCCUGAACCAUUAAUGACCUUUGAACUCUACAAUGACUGGAUCCAAGCCUCAAACAUUCAAGAUCAAGACAAGCGCCUGCAGGCUCUGUUCAAUGCCUGUGAGAAACUCCCUUCAGCCAACAACACCAACUUUAAGUAUUUAAUCAAAUUCCUGUCCAAACUGACUGACUACCAGGAUGUGAACAAGAUGACGCCUGGAAACAUUGCUAUUGUCCUCGGACCCAACCUGCUGUGGACUCAGAAUGACGGGAACAUCACGGAGAUGAUGACGACAGUUUCCCUACAGAUCGUCGGCAUCAUCGAGCCCAUCAUCCAGCACGCCGACUGGUUCUUCCCAGGAGAGAUCGAGUUCAAUGUCACAGGAAACUAUGGCAGCCCCGUCCACACCAACCACAACGCCAACUACAGCUCGAUGCCGUCUCCAGAUAUGGAUCAGAUGGAUCGCAAGCAGAACGACCAGAGCCGGCGGCCGCUCAGCGUCGCCACAGACAACAUGAUGCUGGAGUUUUAUAAGAAGGACGGCAUUAGGAAGAUACAAAGCAUGGGUGUCAGGGUGAUGGACACUUCUUGGGUGUCGCGCAGGGGAUCGUCGUCUACGCGUAAAUCCUUGUCCACGCCACCGAGUGUGCACCCCCCCACCCCACCCAUUGACGCGCUCAUCCCCGAGCAGCCUGGGGAAUUCUCAGCCUCCCCCUCCCCCACCCCUCCUCCCACUAGCAGCGACCGAGCCAGUUCAGACGAUGCAUCCUCCAAUUGGUCGGACUCCUGUUACGCCUACCCCUCCCCAGAGGAGGAGAGGCCGCCUCCCCCUUACCCCUCUUCCUCUUCUUCCUCCUCUUCCUCCUCCUCUUGCUCUUCCUACUCGCUCCCUCACCACCAUUUCCGCACCCGAACACCUCCGGGUAUGCGUCCCGUUGCCCCCAGCCCCGAAUCCGUGCCCCCUGGCCCGUCCCCUCCACCCCGCCGCACUGGGUACAGCCCGCCCCCGCUCCCUCACUCCCUGUGCCCGUCCCCUCAGCAGCUUGACGUCAACUCCAACCCCAAACCUAACUCCCUGCAUCUGCCCAAACCGGCCUCCCCGUCUAUUGCUCCGCAUGGGCCCCCGUCCGAAACGAAUGGCUCCUCCCUUUACAUCAAACCCCCGCUCGUUCUCACUCGUCACGAUCUCUUCCUUGGCUCCCCGAAAACCCCCAGCACCCCUCUCCCUGCUCCACCUCCAUGGGCAGCCUGUGCCUGUAGCCGGGAGAGAGGAGCCAAGCUGACGAGUACUCUGAAGAACAAGGAGCUGUCUCCAGUGAUUGGACAGAAGGGGCUCCAGGGAGCAGUGACCUCUAGUGGACAGUCGCAGCUCUCUGACCACAGUCCGCACACCUUGAGGAGAGCAAAGAAGCUGGCUCCGAUCCCGCCUAAAGGCCCUUACUGCCCAACGGGAGCCAUGUCCGACCAGUCCACAGGUCAACCGUCUCCAGUCAGCCUGUCUCCCACUCCUCCCAGCACCCCCUCCCCAUAUGGCUUCAGCUACCCGCAGGGAUAUGCCACCAUCAGCUCCCCGGGUCAGUUGCAGAUGGUCACCACCCCGUCUCUGUCCUCUCCGCCCUCGUUGGCUGGGACUCUCACCAAGGCCAGACCGACCCCCAAGCCGCCCCGGCAGAGACCCAACCUGCCUCCUCCUCAGCCUCCAUCCACACCUGGCACUAGUCCCCAGCCUCUGGAGCACUCAUCUGGGCUCCUGGACGGUCUUUCUCCUGGGGAAAGCAUGUCUACUGAUUCCCUCUGCAACUUGGACAUCCCCGUCAUUAACAUGGAACUGGACAGUAUUUUUGACUUGACCCACAUCUCCCCCUUCAGGAACUCAGUGGCACAGCUGGAGUCGGCCAACAGCAAAGAGGACUCGGAGGAAGAGUCUGAGAGCACAGUGCUAUGACGCCACCGAGUUCCCCCACCCUCUCCGUCAAGCUACUGCUGUGCCGUCUCGAUCAUUCAUUGACCUUUCACCUCUCCAGCUGCGUUAGCUUCGGCCUCAGCGGCCACCUCUGGACCUCCUCACCACGCCUCACCUGUGCUCGAUCCAGAGGGGCCAGCGCGUACAAAAGAAAAAUAGUAAAAUAAAAAAAUCUGGUGAACACACACACACACGGUUUUGGCGACAGUGUUGUCAGGGGAAGAUUUGACAUUUUGCAUUGGCUGGAUGUUUGUUUUUUUUAAUUUAACUUAAUGUUUUCUUUUUCUUUCUGCCUUAUUUGAUUCACUUGCAAUAUUGCCUUUAACCUCACUCACACGAGACUGGAAACAGGCUGCUGGGAAGAUGAGUGCUCUUUGCUGCUGCUGCUGCUUUUCAUGAAUGAAUUUCAGAACAAACUAACACAGUGCUGUAUAUCUGUCCUGUUAACGUCCUUCUCUCACCGUUCAUCUCCUCUUGGCUUGAAACGCCUCUGGCCCCGAAUUUCAGUCCCACUUGAGCGUUCACUGUGAGUGUGCCAGUGUGUCGUUUUGGAAAGCGCGCGUGUGUGUUUUGCUAGUGUGCGUGACGUGUUAAGUGAAGUGGUAAUUGUAUUAUAUGAUGUUGCACUGUCGGUGUCGUGGAGCAAAAACAGGAAUGAAUGUUUUAGAUGUUUAGAAGUUAACUAAGCAGGUUGGGAAGCGGUUAAACGCCCAAUCACUCCUUUCUCUUUAUAACAAGGCAUUCAGUCAGGAUAUCAGUCACUGGAUAUUUAUUGUUUAUACUGUACAUUUUCAGAGUGUAUGAUACGAUUAACAAUCUAACUCAGAUCAUAUUUUGUAUCCACGGGAGAGCUAUAUAGUUGAUGCUGUCAGGGAGCUAUAAAGUAUAUGAGAUACAUGCUGUAGUUUAUGAAACGUCCACCAGUAUGAAAAAUGAAAAACUCAAUUGUGUUUACUCAGACAUAUUUUUUGGCAGGAUGCAAAGCCGAAUGAGAUCUUUCAUUUUUCUUUGUCGAGUUAGGCGUCAUUUCAGUUUCAAGGAUGUACAAGUUUGUAACUGUGAAGCCUGGAGUGCAUAACCACAUCGUUUAUUCUUUAAAAAUAAAUUAAACUUCAUCCACAUAGCAGUAGCGGCGGCUCUGAAUGGCCAGCUCUGUGGGUGGGGUCCCCUGUGGGGUUUUCUUGUGUGUUUCCUUUGUCAUGAGACAUUAGACAGAAACCUAUUAAAUAUUAAACAUUUUGCAUUGUUGGCAGUUUGCUGGCAUGUAGUUGUCCUCUCUUUACUUUUGCUGGGCUCAUUGCUGUGCUGUUCCCACUAACUGUUGGUCAGCGCAUUAGCUCGAUAGCGAUUCGAUGCUUGUCCUCAAACACUAUGCUAAAUAAUUUGGCAAACCUAAUUAUUUUAUAUUGUAUCACUUUUGGACCUGCUAUCCACCCAUCCAUUAUUUUUCUGCUGCCUACCUGGGUUCAGGCCAUGGUAGGCAGAGAGGCCCAGAUCUCCCAAUUUCCAGGUAUUCUGGUGGGAAACCGAGGAAUUCUGCAGCCAGCCGAGAGCUCAAAUCUGAAAAGCGUCUGCUGGCUUUGGGCCAAGGUCAACCCCAGUAAGACAUGCCAACAACACUUCACUUAGGAGGCAUCAUAAUCUGAACUCCUCCUAAGUGGUUAACCUCCUCAUCCCGACUCUGUAGAUUAAGGUCCCAGUCGCACAGGCCUAAAGACCUGUCAGUGAUCCCAUGGUACCCACCGGUCACUAGGGAAAAUUUGUAUUCCCCAACUGGUUGCCAAAUGGUUGCUAGAAAUUGCUGGCAGUCUCUAGGUGAAAUUGGUCAGAAAGAGGUAUACGGUAAUGCACCAAAGACCACCUUGUGAUUGCUUUGGUUGCUUGCAGAUUGCCACGGUUGCUGAGCAGUAAUGAAACUGUGGAAAGUGGGAUGCAGAGUGGAAAUGGAGAUCAUUCGCCUUCAAAACAGUUGAAGUAAAAAAUUAAAGUUUCAUGUUUUGAAAGGUGUUGGAUGCAGUUGUAAGGCAUGACUUUUACUUUGAUGGUGAACAGUCUCAGUUUCCUUUUAACAUAGGAAGUAGCAUGCACUUCACUGCACUCUGAAUCCCAAUUGCAUGCUUGUGCCAUGCAAUAAUAAUUUAGAUCAGAGGUUCUUGGUGCAACACCCUCUUUGUGACCAAUUUCACCCGGCAUCAGUCACUCACCUCCAACGAUUUGGCCAAUAUAACUUUUUCCUUAGCGAUCAGUGGUUGCUAGGCAGUCAUAUUUAGGCAUGUGUGAUUGCCGUACACCCUUAGUAAGCAAUAUCAUUCAAUUUAUCUGUUUUUCUUUAUACUUUUUCUCUUUUUAGCUCAGUUAUUGGUCUCCACCACUUGAUGAGAGAGACAUAUCUGGCUCUUUAGGUGCCAAACACUCCAUUAAAUGCACCGGCCAGAUGCUAACUUUGUGUUUCCUGUUAGCUUAGCAGAUGUUGUUUGAAACAACACUGAUGAAACCAGUAAGACUGACACAGAACGCAAACAACAGGUGGAAAGAUGCUAAAAAACAAAGAUUUUAGAGAUUAUGAACCUGCUCUAUCACACUCCAGGAUUCAUACAGUGCAAACUUGUAUUGACAUAUUGAACCAUUCUUGGGAACGAGCAACAACCCUGACACAUUUAACAUCCUAUCAUAUCGUAGCAAAGCCAGAAAACAGUCUAGAGACACUUUCAGAAAAAAGGUGCUUGGUCUCUUAUAAAUAAGCACAGUUUUUCUGUCAUUUUCAGCCACAUUCACAUUACAGUUUAUAGGAACCCUGCCUGAUGAUGCUGAUAUUUUUGGUCUAUCUUAGUGAACCAGAGGCAAGUGCAAAGAUAUGUGUGUAUAUGUGUUUAUUUUGAUGAGAGUAUUUAUACAGAUAUAUUUCUGAAUACUUUUUACUAGGUAUGAGGAGCUGUGGUCGUUUCCGCUGCACAUGAAUCUGAGGAAUUUUUUUUCAAGUAUUCAAACGUGGGACCAGAAUUGCUCUGCUGCCGCAUCAAAACCUUUUCAGGAAUCGCAGGUUCAGUUUAAGAGGAAACUUGAAAAUCAGUUAAACUGGAGUAACAAGGUUUGUGUACGACAGCAGUAGUUUGCUAUUUGCCUUGCGGUGGGUUUUUGUUGUGACCUAUCCAGAUUUAUACGACUUUCCUUUUGUCCUGAGAACAUCCACUACACAUGGCCUCAAAGUCACUGUGCUGCUCUACCUGUGUCUUUCUUUAAAGCGCGAUAUCACUCACAGGACUCUUGUAAAUACCGAAGCCUCUAUACAGUUUGUUCUGUAUAUACUGAAGGGAGAAAUUCAUAUAUAUAUAUAAAUAUAUAAAUAUAUAGAAAUAUACAAAUACUGUAUUGAAAAGGCUAAAUGAUGAUGAACUUCCAUACUAUAUGUAUAAUAUUAUAAUGUUGCUGGAACUAGCACAAGCCUAACAUGGUACAGCAGACUGAAAGGUCAAAUCUAGUGCUUGUUUUGCAGUUUCUGACCUCAGAAUGAACCUCUUGAACUUUUAGAUUUGAUUUUAGUCAACAAAAAAACAGCAACACAUCACUGCAGCUACGUGAAAAUUCAAGACGUCUCGUGCAGCUUUGAGCACAUUUCCUGGUAUAUUUGAGGUUCAUGGAAAUGUGAUUGUGUGUUCUUUAGAAAUAAAAAUAAGUGUCUGUGGGGUGCUGCAGUUGCAGUGACGCAUCGAUCACAGUUUGAAAGGUUUAAACAGACAGAAAACUGCUGCAUUACUGUCUUUUAGACAGCAGAACCAGACAGCAAUGCAACACAGGUUAUAUGUUUAAGAAAAAACAGACGUUAAACAACAGUUUGCAUAGAACAGAUUUUUUUACAAGCAGAAAAUUUUAAAUUGGUACAAAAAAGAAAUACUGGAGGUCAUCCAAACCAUCAAGAUGCUUCUUUUAUCUGACUAAAGCUUAAUUUAUAGUGCCGCAUUAACCUGUAGAGACCCUGUAUCCUCUAUGGCAUAGCCUGGCAUCCACCUUGCUGCUGUGGCAACACAGCCUACAGUGGCAGUAAUAUGCUCAAAAACUGUAUAUUGAUUAUUACAAGGAUAACGCCUCUGUGAACCAACGUGUAAUAGGCUCUAGUUGCAUUUAGUGUGCUCACAGUGCUAAUUCAUUACCCAGUGUUAAUGUAACACUGAAACACAACUCAUUUUGACAGUUAAUAGAAUUGAAUAUUGGGGAAAUGACUCCAUUCAUGUUUAUUUUUUUUAUAUUACGACUGUAAUUCCAACAAGGACAUUUUAAACAGUUGGUUUUUACACAUCCAGCAGCUGCGGAGCCACAUUGCCAUUCAGCUGGGCAGGUGUUUCUGGCUCCUUUUUAUCCAUUUGCUCUCUAUUUACCUGUGUUUUUGCUUUCCACCACCUCCUCAGAGGAAUGUCUGGCUGUCGAGAUGCUAAAUGCUCCACUGUGAUCUCAUAGUGACUGGUCCUGAGAUCUAGUCUGAACCAACGCUGAUGAGAGCAGUAAGAUUAAGCAACGCUGGGUCUGAUUUACCACCGUAAUCGUGUGGUGUUUUUCUCUCUUUCCCGUUGUUCCGCAUUUAUCAGCUCCAAGUCCAACACAGCAGAGCACAAGUAUAAAUGUAAAACCACGCCACUCAUUAUGGCGUGGGAGUCACUAAAGAACCAUGAUAGGAAAGAGAAAUCACAUGAGGGUCCAAAGUUUUAAUUAAUAAUGUAUAACUCAUAUAGCCUCCUCACUUUGUCAACAUAAAGCCGUCAACAUGUCAUGAGACGUAGAUUGAUCAUGAUCUUUGAUCGUGUUGUUUCGAUGUACCAUAGCCGAGCCUUUCUGGAUGCACAUAACAGUGAAUGAAGCAGCUCUAUUACUACGAGACCGAGCCCUUUCUUGCUUUCCUCGUUGGCUAGCUUGAUAGCUUGCAGGUGCUGUGGAUGUCUGCCUGUCUAUGUCACUUUGAUGGGACGCUUGUUGCUGUGCAGACCACAAAGAACACUGGCCAGGCCGAACAUUAAGAACCUGUAUAAAUGUGUGGCCCGGAUUUAAAAUUUUCAGGGCCUUGAUUUUUUUAGCAUAGGCUGAUUCACCACAGGACUAUAAAUUAAGCUUCCUCCAAAAACUGUAGAAAAAGAAAACUUUCUAUCACUUAGCACCAAGAAAAGUUGUCAAUCCUGAGCAGAUUUCUCUGUUAUGUUUGGAAAAUCCACUUAAUUACUGAUAAAAACAGUUUCAGAUUAUUUCCUGGUACUCAAAUGAUCUUUGAAUCUACCAACUUCUUAUUUUUUUGCAAUAAAAGAAAUGCUGUUCAAACAGAUUUUGAAUCAAUGCAGCAAUGGUUUUACAAUUUAAAUUUAAAUAUUUAGAAAAAAGUUUCUUUUUCAAAUUUGCUGUUGCAGUUAGGCUGUGCUGAGGUGAAUGGUCUGUCCUGUCUUUGUUUCUGUGUUACAAUGUGCUGCUCUUCGUUUUUGUACUAAAGGGUCUCAGAUCAAAGCCUGUACAUACAGAACACGUCAAACACGACUUUAUUAACAAUAACCCAGUCGAGCAAAGACAGCCGGCAAGAGAUUCCAGAGACAGUUUUCAGUAUUGCAGCUUUUGCAAGCAUGCCCUUUGAGCACUAAACGUCAAAGGCCUUUUUUUACAUCGGUGGAAUGUACUGAUAGACAAUGUCCACCACAUAGGUUGUGAUAAAGGCGGAUUGUGUGUGUUGUGACAUAGUUUCAAGAGUAAGAGUGUGCAGGGGUAUCAAAUAUCGACAUUGUGCUGUGUGGAAGUCGGAAGCAUGCUUUUUAACCAUGCCUAUGAAAUGCGUCUCAUCUUUGGUCCUAUUUAAAUGUGCUUGUAUUUAUUUUUUAUAAGUGAAUAGAUCGACCUUUGCAAGAAAAGAAGAAAAUUCAGUGCUGCCCUUUUUGAGUCAAGCUCCCCCGUCAGUUCUGCUAAGAGUUUAUUUAAAUCAUUCAUGAUUUCCUGUUUGCUUUCACCACGUAUCCUCAUAUGUUCCACCGGUUUUAUCUAUAGCAAAUCAAGAAAAGCACAUCAGACUCCAAACAGACCAACAACGAAACAACGUGGAGGAUAAGACAGAAUAAUUCAGACGACUGAACAUCUGCUAAAAUCAACUACAAAUGAGAAAAAAACUGUGACGUGUGGGGUCACGUGGACCCGCGCAGUCUGUAGAUUACACUGUGGUGCAUGCAGCCAUCUCCAUUCAUCCUUUUCUUUGCAUAACUUUAAGUUCCAAGUAACAGGGGCCAAAACAAAAAGGGAAAACGUGAUCGAUCAAGGAAUCUUUUUUUUAAAAAGUUCUUUGUGUCAAACUGUAGUGAUGCUGUGGACUCUUUAAAGUUUGGAGUACAGAUGAAAUGCCUUUUCUUGGACUUGCUUUCUCUCAGUCACCAAGUGGAACACAGUGUAAGAUAAAAUGAGAAAAAAAAUUAAAUUAAUCCUCAUCCGAAU
Messenger RNA from Neolamprologus brichardi, 9634 nucleotides. NCBI's taxonomy places the organism in Eukaryota, Metazoa, Chordata, Actinopteri, Cichliformes, Cichlidae. The record is from RefSeq and is a predicted model, not a curated record.